Molecule: messenger RNA, 2338 nt
Organism: Myxocyprinus asiaticus (Chinese sucker)
Lineage: Eukaryota; Metazoa; Chordata; Actinopteri; Cypriniformes; Catostomidae
Product: CCR4-NOT transcription complex subunit 7-like
Exons: 7
Coding region: 238-1098 (286 amino acids)
Cellular component (GO): CCR4-NOT complex; P-body; CCR4-NOT core complex
Molecular function (GO): nucleic acid binding; poly(A)-specific ribonuclease activity
Source: RefSeq, a predicted model, not a curated record
GCAUGCAGCUGGUUGUUGAUAUCGGUGCUAGCCCAAUAAAACUAUAUAAAAGUCAAGAGCAAGGUCCCAGUCCUUUCUAAACAAGGUGAUAGUGUAUUACAGAAGCUGUGUACGCUUUGAGUGUAACUACCUUGUUUGAGGAAAGGUAAAAGAGGGAACAGGUGACUAUUAUUUCAUGAAAAUAUCCCCUGGGAAGUGUUUGUUUGGUUUUGAUGCCGUGCACCUGAGUGUGGAACUAUGCCCGCAGCCACUGUGGAUCAUAGCCAAAGAAUAUGUGAGGUUUGGGCCAGCAACCUGGAUGAGGAGCUCAAUAGGAUCCGACAGGUGAUCCGAAAAUACAACUACAUUGCAAUGGACACAGAGUUUCCAGGUGUAGUUGCAAGACCAAUCGGAGAGUUUAGAAGCAAUGCAGAUUACCAGUACCAACUGCUACGGUGUAAUGUUGACUUGUUAAAGAUCAUCCAGCUUGGCCUUUCAUUUAUGAACGAUCAGGGCGAAUACCCACCAGGGACGUCAACAUGGCAGUUUAAUUUCAAAUUUAACCUCACGGAAGACAUGUAUGCACAGGAUUCCAUUGAGCUGCUCACUUCGUCAGGUAUCCAGUUUAAGAAGCAUGAGGAGGAGGGCAUUGAGACACUGUACUUUGCUGAGCUGCUUAUGACCUCGGGUGUGGUGCUUUGUGAGGGGGUCAAGUGGCUCUCAUUCCAUAGUGGCUAUGACUUUGGGUACCUGAUAAAAAUGUUGUCCAACUCAAAAUUGCCAGAGGAAGAGGUUGACUUCUUCGAGAUUCUUCGGUUAUUUUUUCCCAUCAUUUAUGAUGUGAAAUACCUCAUGAAGAGCUGUAAGAACCUGAAGGGUGGUCUGCAGGAGGUGGCAGAGCAACUUGAGCUGGAGAGAAUUGGACCUCAGCAUCAGGCAGGUUCUGAUUCACUUCUCACAGGAAUGGCAUUCUUCAAGAUGAGAGAGAUGUUUUUUGAGGAUCACAUAGAUGAUGCUAAGUAUUGUGGCCACUUGUAUGGACUGGGUUCAGGCUCAUCCUAUGUCCAGAAUGGCACUGGAAAUGCCUAUGAGGAGGAGGCCAACAAGCAGCAGUCAUGACACAAAAAGAAUCCCUCACCAUAAAGAACCUACAGGGCUUAAACAUAGGUUUUUAGUUGUUUUUGUUUUGUUUGUUUGUUUUUUCAUGAGAUAUUUUAUAGGAAUUUGCACUUUAAAGCUCCCAUCUGACAGAAGAGAAAAAAACUUCUUCCCUUUGUUGCCUUCUCUGGGUUAAAUUGUUUCACACAAUGUUCAUCUUUUAUGGUUAAAGAAGAGGAACCAUUUGGUGUUUUAGUUUUUCCCCCCACAGCUGAGCCUUAAUAUUAAGCUACAUUUUAUGUUCAUUUUUUAUUGUUCAUUUAUUGUAUUUUUUUUUUUCAUGUACUGUUACAUAGUUCAUUGACUAAUUUGGCAAAACAGAGUAUGCCAGUCACCUACGUGACCUGUCAUUCCCUGAUCACAGGAGUUCGGAUUUUUCACAAUUUGCAAUAACUUUAGACAGAUGGAGGAUCUCACAGACAUGAAAUACAGGCACUUGUAAUUGUGAAGUGAAGCCUUGCACUGAUUUUACCCUUUAUGUUGGGUUAGCACAGAUUUUACCACAAAAGUAAAUUAAGAGUGAUAAUGUAACUGCCACUAUUUAAGUGAUCUGAGGUCACCUCAUACUUCUGUAUCAAGAUUGUCUUUCCAUUUUCAUUUUUAAAAGAGAUUUAAAGGUUUUGUAGUAUUUUAGUAUUAAAACAUUCAAAGCCUUUUAUUCAUUUAAGAAAUAAUGCCUCUUAAAUAAUCUUAGCCAACUCAAGUACUCGUAUCAGUUGAAUUAGUUUUACUUGUAGUGCUGGUUUUUGAAUGGUGCACAUUUUGUGCUGUUUGGGGUUUUCUCCUUUUAUUUUCUCUGUUUUGUAUUGUAUUGCUUUACAAUUCUGUGUUGACUAGAUCUGCUGCAUGAACUGAAAAAACAUUUGAAUAAAUGCUGUGUUAACUAAUCUGAGCUUUUAUAGACAAUUGAAUCGCUUGAACACCGCUUGUCUUUUUUGUUGAAAGUCUGAUUUGGUGAAUGAUGAUUAUGAUAGCUCUUAAUUCCCCCUCAUCCCCUUGUCCAUCUUAAUGUGUACAGUAGCCACAUUGGUAUUAUGCAAUCUAAAGAGUGACUGAUUUUAGAGUAUUUGGAAAUAAAAGCCUCAGAUUUUUAUAACAUAUCCAAAGUCUGUUCAGACUUAUGGCGUAUUAAAGUGGUAAUUCACACAAAAACGAAAAUUUCUCAUCACUUACUCACCCACAUGCCAUCCCAGAUGUGUAU